Molecule: messenger RNA, 2646 nt
Organism: Penicillium longicatenatum
Lineage: Eukaryota; Fungi; Ascomycota; Eurotiomycetes; Eurotiales; Aspergillaceae
Product: putative SNF2 family helicase/ATPase PasG
Exons: 5
Coding region: 1-2646 (881 amino acids)
Biological process (GO): pericentric heterochromatin formation; lymphocyte proliferation; DNA methylation-dependent constitutive heterochromatin formation
Cellular component (GO): nucleus; pericentric heterochromatin
Molecular function (GO): ATP-dependent chromatin remodeler activity; ATP binding; chromatin binding
Source: RefSeq, a predicted model, not a curated record
AUGUCUGAUACCGCAUCUCCUUUGACCGCUACCGAUUCACGGUUCGGCACCAUGCCUCCCGAGUCAACGGCUCCCUCGUCAGCCGCAAGUGACAUUGCGCUGGACGACACCAAGCCCGCCAAUGGAGUAAAUGAAGAAACUGUACAAAAUGGGGAUGCUGAUCCCGCUUCAAAUAUUGAGGAGCUCGACCACAAUACUAAGCAGCUGAUGGCGCUGCUGCGAACCAGCUCCGUAUUUGUCGCAAUCAUGUCGGAGAAGAUGAAGAAGCAGCAAGAGGAGGCUCGUCAGCAAGCUGCCGCACGAAAGCUGGAAACACCCGAAAAGCAAGCAUCCCAGCCUCGAAAGGCCACCCAACGCCGCCAGACUCGACAUAGCGCAAUGCAAGAUAACUCGCCAGAAGACAAAAUCCCAGAUACACCCACCGAUACGCCCACAGACACACCCCAAGAGAGCGAGCCUGUCGACGAGGUCGCCCGAAGAAAAAACGCCGGCAAGGGCGGUAUUACGAAUUACUUCCAGAAGGCCAAAGUCGAGGUGCCAGAUGAUAAUCCCACAGUGCCUGAGGCAUUAAAGCAAGCAGCCGAAGAGUUUGAGGAUAAGCCCACUGUCCUUGGAGAGCAAGAGCUUGUGGCCACGCAACAGCCCAAGCUCGUCUCAGGUGGCCAGAUGAGGACUUAUCAAUUAGAGGGCCUGGAAUGGCUGAAGACUCUUUGGAUGAACGGACUGUGUGGUAUCCUUGCUGAUGAAAUGGGUCUUGGAAAGACUGUACAGGCAAUCUCUAUGAUUGCUUUCAUGAAAGAAAACGGUGUUUCUGGUCCCUUCCUGAUUGUUGGCCCCCUCAGCACGGUCAGCAAUUGGAUCGACGAGUUCAAAAGAUGGACUCCCGAUAUCGAAACCGUUAUGUACCACAGUAGCAGUGGCAAAGCGGGGCGUGAAGCCAUUCGGAAAAAGUUCAUGAACCCUAAAAAACAGGCGGAUAUGGACUUUCCUGUUGUUUGCACUUCGUACGAGAUGUGUAUCAACGACCGCAAAUUCCUCGGACAGUAUCAGUGGCGAUACAUUGUUGUGGACGAAGGUCAUCGUUUGAAAAACAUGAACUGCCGACUGAUCAAGGAGCUGUUGACUUACCCUUCCGCAAACCGUCUUUUGAUUACUGGCACACCCCUUCAGAACAACAUCUCCGAGCUUUGGUCGUUGUUGCAUUUCUUAUUACCCGAUGUAUUCAAUGAUCUGGACAGCUUCGAAAGUUGGUUCGAUUUUUCAUCCGUUCUGGACAAAAACAGCCAGGCAGAUUUGAUAGAGAAGCGAAAGCGCAAUCUGGUCUCCAGCAUGCACGCAAUUCUCAAGCCCUUCCUGCUUCGCCGCGUCAAAACCGAUGUUGAGCAUUCUCUUCCAAAGAAACGGGAGUAUAUUCUGUAUGCCCCAUUGAGUUCUGAGCAGAAGGAACUUUACAGAGAGAUCAUCAGUGGUACUGGCCGCCAAUACCUAGAGGCAAAAGCUUUGGAGCGUCUCAAUGCCAAGAGCGCGACUCAAAACCAGACGCAAGGAAAGAAGCGUCGCCGUGAAAGUUCCACGGAAAGUUCUCCUAAUAAGAGUGCGAAGUCAAAUGGAAAGAAAACCCCGACUAGGCACACUGCCUCUGGUCGCCGACGCUCUGUCCGCAAUUAUAAGGAUAUCAGCGAUGCAGAAUUUGACACAAAGCUGCGGAAUAUGGAGAUGGGAGUUGAUGAGGAGGAAGAAGAGGAGGAGGAAAGCGAGGGAGAGUUGGAGCAUAAGGAGCAAUUGAAGAACCUCCAGCUUGCAAAGAAAGAGAUCAGUCAGAAGAAGAUGCAGAACCCAGUUAUGCAAGCUCGUAUGGCCUGCAAUUCUCCACACAACUUCUAUUGGCCUUGGGAAGGCGAGGUCGACGAGACCCUCGUAUCCGCCUCAGGCAAGAUGCAGCUUCUAGACCGACUAGUCCCUGACCUCUUGAAAAAGGGUCACAAAAUCUUGAUCUUCUCCCAAUUCAAGGUGCAGUUAGAUAUUAUCCAAGAUUGGGCCACUACCCUCCGUUCUUGGGAAUGCUGCCGGAUCGACGGCGCAAUCGCCCAAACCGAUCGCCAGGCUCAGAUCAAAGCAUUCAACACCGACAAAAAUGUGAAGAUUUUCCUCCUGAGUACUCGAGCCGGUGGCCAGGGUAUCAACCUCGUCGCGGCCGACACAGUCAUCCUCUUUGACUCCGAUUGGAACCCGCAACAAGAUCUGCAAGCGCAAGACCGAGCCCAUCGCAUUGGACAAAAGAAGCCGGUGAUUGUCUACAGACUUGCGACUAAGGGCACUGUCGAGCAGACCUUGUUGGAGAAAGCGGAUGCUAAGCGUCGACUUGAGCGGUUGGUUAUCCAAAAAGGCAAGUUCAAGUCUCUUCUGGAUAACAAUGCCAAUUCUCAAGAUAUUGAGGAGUUGAGAAAGGUUCUUGGCGAGGAUGAGUUCGAGCGGUUUGAGGCUGGGGCUGAUCCUACUUCUGUCCUUUCUGAUAAGGACUUGGAAAUUCUUACUGAUCGCAGUGAGGAAGCUUACGUUCGUGCUGAGAAGGGUCUUGACCAGAGUGGCCCGGCGUUCGUUGCUGUUGAGACUAAACGGGAUGCAGGUGAGACGCUUCUGGGCUAA